AUUCUAGGAGCCUAAAAACUUCUCCCCCUCUCUCUUCUCUUCUCUUCACUCAAAACUUCAUCUUAUAAAAUUUCUUCCUUCAUUAUUCAAAAUGGCAUCAGCAGGAAAUUUGGAAUGGAGGGUGAAUUUGGGCGAUGGUACAACAGAGAUUUUGGAGGCAGAAGCGUCAUUUGGGCACAAAUUGGUGAUGGGAAUUAAGAGUUUGAUAAUGGAAUUGUUUGUGAAGUGUAGAAAGUUCUUGGAAAAGGCAGGGGGAAUAGCAAAAUCUGAGCCAAAGAAGGGCGUUCAUGGCCUCAAAGUGGGGCUGGCUCUCACUCUUGUCUCCAUCUUUUACUAUAUGAGACCUUUGUAUGAAGGCCUUGGAGGCAGCGCCAUGUGGGCCAUCAUGACUGUUGUUGUCACUUUCGAAUACUCUGUCGGUGCAUCGUUGUACAAAUGUGUAAAUAGAGUUGUAGGAACGUCUCUCGCGGGUGGUUUGGGGAUCGGCGUUCACUGGGUUGCAGCUGAAUGUGGUGAUAGAUUUGAGCCAAUUAUUCUUGGGAUCUCACUUUUUCUUCUGGCUUCAGCAGCCACGUUCUCGAGAUUCAUACCAUCAGUGAAGUCGAGAUUUGAUUACGGCGCAAUGAUCUUCGUGCUGACGUUCUGUUUAGUUUCCAUCUCCAGUUAUCGAGUGGACGAGUUGUUGGAGCUCGCACGUACGAGGAUCCUUACUAUCGCCGUUGGGACCGCCAUCUGUCUUGUCGUCAGCAUGCUUGUCUGCCCCGUCUGGGCAGGCGGUCAGCUUCACUCCCUCCUUGCCCGCAACAUCGAUAAGCUUGCCGAUGCCAUCCAUGGAUGUAUUUCGGAGUACUUCAAAGACAAAGAUUGCCCCGAGAUGAAAAAUGAAGAUCGAGAGGAUCAUGCUUCCAAAAUUCAAGCCUAUAAAUGUGUGCUCAAUUCUAAGGCAUCAGAGGAAUCCAUGGCCAACUUUGCAAGAUGGGAACCUGCACAUGGCCGUUUUGGGUUCCGGCACCCUUGGAAAUUCUAUCUCGAGGUCGGUGUUGCGAUGCGCAGGUGUGCAUAUUGCAUCGAGGCCCUCAAUGGCCGCUUAGAUUCAGAGAUUAAGGCACCAGAGUCCUUAAAAUUGCAUCUGGCUACACCAUGCAAGGCACUCAGCAGCUGUUGUUCCAAGGUCUUCAAGGAACUAUCUACUGUAAUCAAGACGAUGAAAAAAUCAAACAAGAUAGAUUUUGAAGUAUCAGACAUGAACUUUGCUGUGCAAGAACUUCAAAACACCAUCAAGUCUCUUCCAAUGGCAGUGUCAUUAGCAGAGCCAAAUGGGGCCAAUGGUGAAGCGACAAUUCCACCUCUGAUGGAGCUUCUUUCGCUGGCAACAUUGGUAUCGCUUUUGAUAGAAACCGCGUCGAGAAUCGAACACGUCGUAAAUGCUGUCGAAAAGCUUGCCGAUGUCGCCAAGUUCGAUUUUGCAGACGACGAGAAGAAGAAGAGUAACCCGUCUUCGGAUAACCGUGAUCAUCAUCAUGCAGCUAUGAAGGUCUUUCCAGAGGCCUGAGUUCAUUAGGAUCAUCAAGUGGUUGGUUAUCUCAUAACUUGUAAACUAAAAUCUCCAUUCAUACCCACAGUCAUAGGCGCUGUAUGGUAAUUUGAAUACUCUGGAGUUUUUUAUUUCCCUUUUCUGGGAAAUGCAAAUCAUGACUACACUAUAUAAACAGAGGGUUAUCGUGCCUAAUAUGCCAUUGUACUUUUUGAAAGUCUCACAAGAUUUGAUAAAUAUUUAUCAUCAAUCUUAUGUUAAA
This is a messenger RNA of Momordica charantia (bitter melon), 1796 nucleotides long. Its product is annotated as aluminum activated malate transporter family protein. The record is from RefSeq and is a predicted model, not a curated record. Gene Ontology annotation, biological process: malate transport. NCBI's taxonomy places the organism in Eukaryota, Viridiplantae, Streptophyta, Magnoliopsida, Cucurbitales, Cucurbitaceae.